AUGGCGUUUAUAAAUAUUCGAAGCUGGACGACUCAGGAAGUUGCAGAAUGGAUGAAAGAAAGCCUGUUAGCGUCGUCUUAUAGCCUGUUUGAAGAUGUGGUUGAAGAGUUUUCUACGUUUGAGGGUAUCAAGCCUCAUUUUGAAAAAUGGAAGCACCAGUACUCGGAUAGCUAUAAAGAAGCUUACAUAUCUCUGUGUCUACCCAAGUUGUUUUCUCCUUUUAUAAGGUUGCAGUUGUUGAAUUGGAACCCCCUUGAGCCACAUUGUGUUGAUAUUGAAGAGAUGAGAUGGUUUGAAUCACUGAUUUUUUAUGGAUUCAGAGAGUAUGAUGGUAUUGAUAAAGAAGACCUUGAUAACAAGCUCAUGCCAAGUCUUGUAGAAAAAGUCAUUCUUCCAAAAUUAACUUGUUUAAAUGAAAAUGUUGGUCAGUAUAUUGAACAGUUUGUCAACCAAGGAGUCACAGGCGAGAAGCUGCUUCGUAUUACACAACAAGAUUUACAAGAAGUGGAAAUGCGAAAAAUUGGACAUCAAGAAAUAUUUUUUGAAUGUUUGAAUUUAAUUCGUAGUUUGUAUUAUGUGAUGGAAAAUGAAAAUUUACAGUCCUUAGCGUUAUCUUUAAGCUGCAAAGCCAAUAAUUUAAAAAGUUUAAUAAAAUGUAAUGGAUACUGUCACCAGUACAGUGAAAAUAGUAAAACGUUAUCCAAUGAUGUAUUGGCAUUAAUUGUUGAUGUUGUCAUGGCAACUAGAACACUGGUUUCCUGGCUAGAUAGGACACCUUUCUAUGGCAUAGACUAUUUUAGCAAUGCAAGGGAAACAGUUGUCAGUCAAUGUUUACAAUUAACAGAAAUGGUUCACAUGGAUAGCCAUGCAACUGACUUAGAGAAUGCCAUCUUGCCAUUGAGUAUUGAAAUUGUAGAGUUAUGUAAUAAAUUGAUAAAAGACACCAAAGACCCACUGGUGAUACAACCAGCACAUUUAGAAUUGGUGACGUUAAAAAAGAUUAAACCAGAAGAAGGUCUGGGUUUGUUAAUUAAAGCUACUUAUGAAGGGGAACACAUUAUCACAGGAACAAAAGAACAAUCAGCAGCAGAUUUAAGUCGAAAAGUUCAUCAAGGAGAUGAAAUAUUACAGGUUAAUUAUAGAACUGUGGUUGGUUGGCAACUCAGUAAAGUAGUAGAAGCAAUGAAGGAAGACCCGAAUGAGGUCACCCUGACCUUGAAAAAACGUCCUAAAAAUGUGUCGCUACAGGGCCAGAUUAUUGUCAAAAGAUCAGUACUUAAUUCAUCCACUGCCAAUGUUAAAAAGAAACAUUCUCAUACUGCUCCGGGAAGAAGACGACAAAGUAGUAAUGAAAAACGAUUAAAAUCACCUUUAGAACAAUUAUUCAUUCCACCGCCUCCUGAUGAGCCGUAUUCUCCAAGAACUGCCAGGAAUCUAAAAGUUCUCUUUACAUUGCUUCUAAAAGUCAGCAAUGUUUUCUUUGUUAUGGUUAGUGAUGAAACUUUACAUUCAUCUUUGACUCCACCAGAUUCUCCUAAUUUUCAACUUGAUAGACAAGUAUCAUUUCAUCAGACAGAACCAGAUCCUCUGUUACAGUACCAUACAAGGCGUUGUACAGUAUCUGAAGUCACUUUAAGAAAUAAAUCUAAUAAUAUAUUGAAUAGAACACAGAAUAGUAAUGGUAGGCCAACCUCAUUACCAGCUGACAACAAAGAACUUGAAGAAAUAGCAAACAUUGAAGUUGAAAAUUGGACAUCAAUUCCAACCGACAAAAAGACAUCUUCAAAUAUAUCAAAUGUUAUUAUUGAAAGUAAACCAUCUCCUGAAAUCUUAAAAAAUGAUGAAGCAAUAAAAUUAUCCAAUAAUGUGGAACAUACUGAUGAGAAGCAGAGUAACCAUAGCAACCAUCGUCUCAUAAAAACCAGUAGUUGUGAACAUAUGAUUGAAUUGAAUGUUGAAAUUUCUGACGAUUUACUGACAGAUAGGAAAAAUGGUGAAGUAGGAAUUACGCAGAGAUCCUCAUUUAGGAUUGUAACUGAUGAUUAUACUAUGAAAAAGAAUACACCUAAGAAAGAUAUUAAUGAAAACACCAGCAGCAAAAAAAUGUGCGAAAAACCAGUGUCAGAUACAGUGGAUGUGCAUUCAACUUUUAAAUUGCAGGACCCCCCAAAAUCUAAAAUUGUGAACUCUGCGUCUAAGGAUUCAAUGAAAAUAUCAAAUGGUGCUGUGGAUAGUAAUGUUGAAAGCGGUAUUGUUGAUGGUAGUGCUGGAAGCAGUGUCGUUGAUACAAAAGCUGGAAGCGGUGUCGCUGAUAGUAGUGUUGGAAGCAGUGUUGUUGAUAGUAGUGUUGGAAGCAGUGUUGUUGAUAGUAGUGUUGGAAGCAGUGUCGUUGAUAGUAGUGUUGGAAGCAGUGUCGUUGAUAGUAGUGUUGGAAGCAGUGUCGUUGAUAGUAGUGUUGGAAGCAGUGUCGUUGAUAGUAGUGUUGGAAGCAGUGUCGUUGAUAGUAAUGCUGAAAAACACAUUGAGCAGGAUAAUAUUGUAUCACAAAAUGUUACAUCAUUGGAACAUAAAGAAAAUGAACAAACGUCAGACUCAAAAACAUUGGAUAGUCAACUUGGAGAAUCACAAGUUUUGCAUAUGCCUGACCCAACAUCAAGUAAUGUUAGCAAUGCAAGUAUGCCAUCUAGAGUCAGCGAAUGUACCAGUAAGCUACUGAAAUCAUUAGGAAGUAAGGUCAAAGGUCAAUCUAAGAUUAGCAUCAUUGAUAGAAGAAUAUCAUGUAAAAAUCUUGGUGUUGGUGAGUGUCAAGGCUGGCUGUGGAAGAAGGAAGAAAGAAAAGGAUUUGGAAAUAAAUGGAACAAAAGAUGGUUUGUUUUGAAAGAAUAUUCACUCUUCUACUACAAAGAAAGAAGUUCACUUCGUGCCACUGGUGUGAUAAGUCUGCCUGGUUAUCGUGUUUCUCCCGCUGCACAUUCUGAAACAAAACGACAGUUGUAA
This is a messenger RNA of Saccoglossus kowalevskii, 2997 nucleotides long. Its product is annotated as connector enhancer of kinase suppressor of ras 2-like. The record is from RefSeq and is a predicted model, not a curated record. Gene Ontology annotation, molecular function: protein binding. Lineage: Eukaryota; Metazoa; Hemichordata; Enteropneusta; Harrimaniidae.